Messenger RNA from Prorocentrum cordatum, 1053 nucleotides. The record is from the annotation of a GenBank genome assembly. Lineage: Eukaryota; Dinophyceae; Prorocentrales; Prorocentraceae.
GCCCUGGGCUCCGUGACGUCUGUGCUGGGGGCGUGCCGGAGGAUGCUGCUGCCGCAGUUCUUGCAGCCCCCGUCAUUCGAGGAGCGGCUCCGGCGCUCCCUGUCCCAGCUGCGGUGCGAGUUCUCCCUCGAGGUCGUCCGGGGCGAGGGCGGCGUGCAGCGCGUGGGGCUGCAGGUGCAGGACGCGGGGCCCGGCGGGCUGGAGGUGACCGAGGUGACCUCCGACGGCCUCGUGGGCGCGCGCAACGCGGCGGUCGAAAGGUCUGGCGAGCGCCUCCCCGUGGUGCGCCCCGGGGACAGGCUGCUGUCCGUCAACGGGGCCAGGGCCGUGGGCCACAUGGUGGAGGUGCUGACGGACUCCUCCGUCACCAGGCUGGCGAUGACCUUCGGGCGACCAGCCGCGCAGUCGGCGCCCGGGGUCUGGGAGGCGGACAUGGAGCGGCUUCCGGACGAGGGGUGGGGCCUGCAGCUGCAGGAGUGCGGCUCCGGCUCCUCGAGCCGCGGCGCCCCCGCGCUGCGCGUGGACGGCGUGACGGAGGGCCUCGCGGUGGCCCGGUGGAAUGCGGGCCGCGGCGCCAGGUGGGCCGUGGAGCCGGGCGACCUCGUCGUGGCCUGUGAGCCCGAGGUGGGCGCCGCUGGCGUCGCCGCCAUGCUGCGCGACCGGCAGCGCGUGAGACUCAUGCUGCUGCGCUGGCACGCUGGCCCGGCGCCAGAGGCCCCGCCCGCUGGCGGCCGCGGCCCUGCGCCGCUGAGUUUCGAGGUCACCCUGGAGCGCUCCCAGGAGACCGACGCGCUCGGCCUGAUUCUGGACCCGUCGUCGCGAGACCCGACCCGCACCGUCGUGAAGGAGGUGCUGCCGGGCAAGCUGGUGGACCGGCACAACCGCCGCGCGGAGGCGACCUUCCAGCUGUGCGUGAGCCCUGGCGACGAGGUGGAGUCCGUCAACGGGGAGAGAGCCCCAGACAGGUUCGCGGAGCGCUGCAAGGCGCAGCGGAUCACUCUCUGCCUGGUACGGCGAGGCGCCGAGGCCGCCCGCGCGGGCCCGGCGGCGUGA